GGCGCCAUUGAUGAUCAUUGCUGUCAGGGCACAGGAACCAACACUAUCGCUUAUUCGAUCAUCUGGAUAAGCUUUCCAAUUCCUACCAUUUCUAAAAUUCUACGCCAUGGGGUGCGUUAAAUUGACUCGCCCUCCAUGUUUGAUUGUUCAAUUGGACGGUUUCGGGCCUUAGCUUUCCACAGAAGAACAAGGUUUUCAAUUGGUGGAAAGCAUGGCAGCUCCAGCAACAGCAGAUAUAUGUGAUGCAAAUGCAGCACAUGUCACAAGCGGAGAUCUCCGAGUACUACAACAAAAAUUCAAGGUUUACGGGCAACGACGAGCGUUCUCAGGACCGAUAGUGACAGUGAAGGUGUUCGAAGACAAUGUUCUGGUAAGACAACUUCUUGAAAGCCAAGGUGAGGGGAGGGUUCUGGUGAUUGAUGGGAAUGGAAGCAGGAGAUGUGCAUUGUUGGGAGGCAAUCUUGGGCAGGUGGCUCAAAGCAUGGGGUGGGCUGGUGUUGUUGUAAAUGGCUGCAUAAGAGAUGUUGAUGAGAUCAACAACUGUGAUGUUGGCGUGAGAGCAUUGGGGACUAAUCCAUUGAAGUCGAACAAGAAAGGGUUGGGAGAGAAGCAUGUGCCUGUUCAUAUUGGUGGGACUUUGAUUCAUGAAGGAGAGUGGCUGUAUGCAGAUAGUGAUGGCAUUUUGGUGUCCAAAUUUGAGUUGUCUGUUGAAUAGAUACCUCAUUCAUAGCAUCAUUGCUUGUUUUUUAAGCUUCUUCCAAAGUGUAUUGGAUUGAGUCAUGAGAACUCUUUCAUAGUUGUAAUAUUCAAUGUACUUUCUAUUAUUCCAUUAUUCCGAGGUCGUUACAAAUUAACGUUAUGAUUUGAUUACGAUUUCAUUUUUAGGUCGUUA
Molecule: messenger RNA, 892 nt
Organism: Cucurbita moschata (crookneck pumpkin)
Lineage: Eukaryota; Viridiplantae; Streptophyta; Magnoliopsida; Cucurbitales; Cucurbitaceae
Product: putative 4-hydroxy-4-methyl-2-oxoglutarate aldolase 3
Exons: 2
Coding region: 212-715 (167 amino acids)
Biological process (GO): regulation of RNA metabolic process
Molecular function (GO): ribonuclease inhibitor activity
Source: RefSeq, a predicted model, not a curated record